Amphibalanus amphitrite is the source of this 1043-nucleotide messenger RNA. RefSeq lists its product as uncharacterized. Bases 2 to 604 code for a protein of 200 amino acids. NCBI's taxonomy places the organism in Eukaryota, Metazoa, Arthropoda, Thecostraca, Balanomorpha, Balanidae. The record is from RefSeq and is a predicted model, not a curated record. The transcript is spliced from 5 exons.
CAUGCCGCGGCCGGGUCCUCUCAGCAGGCUGCUGCCGCUGCUGGCGGUGGCCGCAGCUGCCGCGACAGGGGACAGGGGAAUACCGGACCCUCCUCUCGCCGAUGGCGGCUGGUCGGAGGAGGACGCCGGUGUCGGUCGACUCAGGAUGCAGCCCGCCGCCACAGAGCCCCGAAUGUCGCCGAACAGCGAGUGUGCAGCGCCACACUGUGACACGGGCGCCGGAGCCGUGGUCCAGGCAGCGUCGUCCGGCUCUGGGGAGCUGUCGGUGGACGAUUCCUCGAUGAAGCUGCUCAUUCAGCUGGUGCACAAUCCUACCCAGUGGGAGCGACUCAAACAGACUCUCAACCGCAUCCCGUACACGGCGGCUCUGGCCGGCCUGGUGGCGCACUCUCGGUUCUCGGCGGCGGCCACCACACCAGCCCCGGCGGGCCGCUACCUGCGCUGGCGACCCGACCCGGCCGCCGCGGCCCGGCGACUGGUGUUCCGGCGCGGCCGCUGGCCGACCGGCGACGGACACCACUCCCGGGCCGUGGUACUGGUUAGCCGGGCGGCGGCGGAGGCGAGUCGAGCGGCAGGACAGCGCCCCGACCAUACUCAGAGCUAGGCAUCCACCAUCAGAAGCCACGGGCUUCAGACCAAUUCCGAUCUCUGAGACGCCAAAGAGGUCAGUCCAGCCAACGAAGGCACUGACGGCUGCACACGAACAAUGGCGUCAGCCGGGGCAACGCAUCGAGCGGCGACAGGUGCCGCUACAACCACGAAGCAUAUCAUCGGCAGUGCAUCAUUUGCGAUAUGGUAGGGCAGCGUGUCUAAGGCGCUGACUGAUAGCGGUAGAAUUAGGUGCCGCCCGUAUAGUGGUAACCCUAGGGCUCUUCCAAAGAUAUUCUGAGCGUUACUAUUUCAGAGCCCUUUCGCCGGCCGUGCGAGAUCAGAAUUGAAGGGGCUUAUACGUCGGAUCCGUUGAGACAAUACAAUGGUGUGAAUUCGCAGCCAUCUAAGAUUGUGUGAAACCGUUUACAUUGCUCCCGGCUAAGGCCCUCUGG